Messenger RNA from Striga asiatica, 2618 nucleotides. The record is from the annotation of a GenBank genome assembly. NCBI's taxonomy places the organism in Eukaryota, Viridiplantae, Streptophyta, Magnoliopsida, Lamiales, Orobanchaceae.
AUGGUAGGGCUUGUUGAUAUUCAAGUCAAUGCUAUAAUUUCAUCAGAAGGCAAAACAGGAGCAGGACUAGUGGCAAAACUUCAUGAAAAGGUGAUCAUGGAAGCGAAGGAAAGCUGGAGUUGGGCUAGCGACAUUUGGGAGGUUAAUCUGUUAGCUGUGAGAUGGGCUCUUGGCAUUGCAAAGACAAAUUUGGUCCAUAGUGAGAUGUUCUAUAGGUUCAAUGAACGGGCAAUGAGCGACGAUCCGAAGUUUGGCACGCACUUAACUGGGCGCGAAGCCUACACUCUCAACACGCACACGCUCUUUCAUCUGUCCUCGCCCUUUUUCCCUUCUCAUCUCAUGGAGUCGCCCACGCCGGUCUCUAGAUACAUAUCUCAGAAUUCCAAGAAAAGGGUGUUUCUGGCUGAAGGCUCCUCGUCGGGGUGUAAGGAGGUGGAGGUGUUGGAAGUAACGCCGCCAGCUAAUCGCAGUUCUAAACCCAAGUCCUCGAAACAAAAAGAGGUUGUUUCUCCUGAAAUUAUAGACGUGGACAUGGAUGAAGACAGUGAUGUUCUAAUGUUGAAUGAUCAGGAUGUUUUCACGAGUGCCAAAGGCAAGGAAGUCUUGUCCAGCUCUUCUGGUGGUAUUGAUGGUGUAGCCAAUGAUGAACCUAGCGCCCUAUUGCACGACUCAUUAGAUCCAGAUGACUUUGGCUCAAAUCAGUAUUAUGGGGAGGAUGAGUGGAUAGACACAUAUUAUGAUGACAUACUAUCUGAUGAUGACUAUGAUGCAACUCUGGAAUCACAUUUUGAUCACAUGGAUAUUCCACCUGGAGUUGAAAUGUCAUUCCCCUGGUUACCCACUUCUCCCAAAAACGAUUCAAAAGUGCCAACAGCCAGUAGCUCUUCUACACAAACUACUACCAAAACUCAAACGACCAAUACCAAUCUCUCACCUCCUUUGAACUCAUUGUUGCCGCCGGAUGACACCCAAAUUGGUGAUAUGUCAACUUUAUGGGAUUAUCCAGUCGCAGAUCAUCAACAUUUUCAGGGGAAACCAUCUUCUAAAUGGAUUGGAACUGAUUUCAGCAAGAAGACCAUUUCAGGCGGUAUUGGAAACCAUUACCCACUAUCUUAUGGUAGUAAUGCGUUUCAUAAAAUGGGUAAGGAACCUCUUGUCUCAACUGGGAAGAGCAAAAGGAAGUCCCCUGCAUCACAUGUUCUCUCCUCCUACUAUCAUAAAUUCCCUUCGGCUCCAUUUCACUCGUCUGCUGCAGGUGGAGGUGGUAGUUAUGGAGUAGCAAGCUAUUCUCCCGGGUGGCAGGAAUUUCCUAUAGAUCCUGUUAUGGAGACCUUGUCACCUUCUGGAUUAAUGGAUGAUAACCAGUUCUCCAUGGAUAUUCUGAUGGGUGCAUCUCGGGUGGAGCCUUCACAGCCGGUCAAGGUCGAGCCAAGAAACUUGGACGAGGUUUUACGUAGAUUUGACAGUUUUAAGAAAUUCGACACUGUUGAAGACUAUUCCGAUCACCAGUACGCCAAGAAUGGUGGUUCCACAAAACAGCCACCGUCGAGUUGGGCGAAGAAAAUCCAAGAGGAAUGGAAGAUUCUGGAAAAAGAUUUGCCUGGAGCCGAGGGGACUCCUUACCAUGACGGUCUCUUUUUCUUUGACGUCUUCUUUCCCAGCAGCUACCCUAAUGUCCCCCCACAUGUUCAUUACCAUUCAAGAGGCCUUAGAAUCAACCCAAAUCUGUACAAUUGUGGGAAGGUGUGCCUGAGUCUUCUCAACACUUGGAGUGGUAGUCAGAAGGAGAAGUGGAUUCCAGGUGUGUCUACAAUGUUGCAGGUUCUUGUUUCUAUACAAGGGCUGAUUUUGAAUGCCAAGCCCUACUUUAACGAGCCUGGGUAUGCCCAUAUGGAUGGCACUGUGAUGGGAGAGAAGUGCUCUUUGGAGUACAAUGAGAGGACAUUUAUUUAUAACCUGCAGACGAUGGUCUACAACAUGAGAAGGCCCCCAAAGCAUUUUGAGGACUUUGCCAUCGGGUAUUUCUGCAAGCAUGCUCGUGCUAUACUGGUGUCUUGUAGGGCUUACUUGGACGGGGCUCAAGUUGGAUGUCUUGUUAAAGGCGGAGUUCAGGAUGUGGAUGAGGGAGACAAGAGCUGCUCGCAAGAGUUCAAGGCUAGCCUGCGUGUGUUCAUGACGACUUUGGUGAAUCAAUUCGUGCAAAUUGGGGCAAAGGAUUGUGAUGAGUUCCUUUAUUUGUCCCAAUUGGAGAAAACACGAGCAGGUGCUCAUCCCGUUACUGACCACCAAUAAUUCUUAUCCAAAUAAGUUCAAAUUCAUAAAAUCAGUUUUUGUGAUAUUUAUAGUUCAUGAGGAUGAUAAGUAAGAGCCGGAUACUGUUUAGCUGAUUGGUGUUGAACUGUUUUGGGAAGUAGAGAGUUUGGAGUACUGCUAUUAUGACAUCGGGAUGCUUCAGUUGCAUUUGGUAAUAAAUAUUUGUAUAUACAUGGAUGUCUAUUGGAGUUUUUGUGUUUUUUUGUUGAUUAGCUUGAAACCAAGUGAUUAAAAUAGCCCUAAGUAAUUUGUCAUCAUAUGAUGUGUUGAGUUGUUUGAAGAACUCGUUCGAUUGGAUCUUUCAG